CCCCUGCUUGCUCGUUUUUUUCAUCCUCCGAGUUUUUUUUUUCCUUUUUUUAUUUUCACAGAGACGAUGAGUGGUAGAGAGGCUGACCCGCAGUAUUGUUCACAUGCUAUUGGCUUUUAUGUCACAACAAUCGGCUGCAAUUGUUGGAUGCUAGCUAACAUUGUACAAAUGAAAUAUUAAGCUAGCUAGCUAACGUGUAAUGUACAAGAUUCGCGAUUUUUGUCUAAACGUUUCCAUAUUUGCUUUCAUAUUAUUUGUUAACUCGAUGAACCAAUUCCCUAUACCCCUUUCACAAGGAGUAAGACGAAUAAACCAAAAACAUAUUGAAUCCAGAAUAUGUAUUUUUACACUAACCUCAAGAUGGCUAAAUAAUAGUACGUUACAUUGGCUAACACCUCUUAAUACAAGCUCUAACCGGAAUGUAACGUUAGCUAAUGCAUUCAGUUUUUACCCAUCAUGAAAUGUGUUAUAGGUAAUUAAGAUGCUUUGCAAAUUAAGUUCAGUUUUGACAAGAACUUGUACAUACGAUACUAUUUGCUCUUGUGAGUCGAAUAAUUUUACCUCAGGGUUUCAAGGCAUCAGACGCAUAUUGCAAACCACACCAAUGAUAUGACUGGAUGCAGCUGUUGUCAUAUUAUUUGUAAUUGUUGCAAGUUUUGUUUGUAGUGAAAGUUUUCCCUUUAGAAGCACGCUCUAAACCAUUUUUAGCCAGGAUUCCAAAUAUGUUGAAUCGCCACUGUAAUUUUCUCUUCAUCACAUGACUCAAGACAACUCCUCCUAGUGUUGAUAUAUUUUCGAAGUUACACUACCGUCCACACCCCCAACAUACCAAAUCUGACACCUGCGAAUUUCACAGUAAAUAAUUCCUGUUUUUUUUUAACCACUUAUAAUUUCCCCCAUUCAUGCCUCCUCUGUAACCGCUUUUGAAGAACUUGCUUGACUGGUUUCUUUAUGGAAUUUUAGAGGUGGGCAAGGAAUGAUGGAAGAGUCUCAUUUUAACUCCUCCUACUUCUGGUCUCAUGUUCCUACUGUACAAGGACAGAUUGAAAACGCCAUGUUUCUGAACAAGAUGAAGGAGCAGCUGGGGCCGGACAAGAACUCUCCAUUCUCACACUCGGGCCCGCACUACCCCGCCGCAGUGCUCACCGUGCCUGGUGCUGUCACCAUGGACGCAGUGGCGGGCGGGCGGGUGCCUAAACAGGAGGGUGGGGGAGGGGGGUCGUCUCACCUGCACCCGCCUCACACCUCUCAGAACAUCACCGUGGUGCCCGUGCCCUCCUCGGGCAUCAUGACUGCAGCGGGCUUCGUCAUCACCACCCCGCAGGGUACGCUCGUCUCCCCGGCCUCCUGCUCGCAGUCCUUCGUCUCGGGCCACCCCACCACCACCAUGAUCGUGUCCGCCCUCCACCCACCCAACUCGGGUUAUGUAACCCCCCUCACGACUCCCAUAGAAAAGAAAGAUGUCAAUCAAGCACCUCCCAUCGUCAUCCCGACGCCGGGGAAGCGAGGCAGGAAGAAGAAGUCCGAGAUGCCACGCAUGGGGCCCACUGCCACGGGCCACGUGCUGCCCACAGGCAGCGAGGCGCUGAUCUUAGCACACUUGGCGGCAGGUGGACAGCAUCACCCAUCUGACCCCUAUGAUCUAUCAAAUGAGGACGAGGAGCAUGCGGUGAAGAAUGGGACCAAGACGUACAGGUGCCGGAUGUGCGCGGUGACCUUCUUCAGUAAGUCAGACAUGCAGAUCCACGCAAAGUCUCACACAGAGGCCAAACCGCACAAGUGCCCCCACUGCUCCAAAUCCUUCGCCAACUCCAGCUACCUGGCGCAGCACAUCCGCAUCCACAGCGGGGCCAAGCCCUACACCUGCUCCUACUGCCAGAAAUCGUUCAGGCAGCUCAGCCACUUACAGCAGCACACACGAAAUCACACCGAGUCCAAGCCACACAAGUGCCCCCACUGCACCAAGUCGUUUGCCAACACCAGCUACCUGGCCCAGCACAUCCGCAUCCACACGGGUGUGAAGCCCUACGCCUGUUCUUAUUGCCAGAAGACCUUCAGACAGCUCAGCCACUUACAGCAGCACAACAGGAUCCACACAGGUGACCGGCCGUAUAAGUGUGUGCAUCCUGGUUGUGAGAAAGCCUUUACCCAGCUCUCGAAUCUACAGUCACAUCGUCGGCAACAUAACAAGGACAAGCCCUACAAGUGCCACAGCUGUAACCGUGGCUACACGGACGCCGCCAGCCUGGAGGUGCACCUGUCCACUCACACGGUCAAACACGCCAAGCUCUACUCCUGCGGUCUGUGCAACCGCACAUACACAUCGGAGACAUACCUGAUGAAACACAUGCGCAAACACAGCCCAGAUCCCCUCAUGUCGGCGGCGGUGGUGGUCGCCCAACACGCCCAGUCCGGCGCCAACCAGAACCAGGGCCAGAACCCCAGUUCUUCUGCUGGGGGAGGAGCCCAGAACCGGGGUGACCGAGGCGACAACAGACCAGGCGGAGGCUCCGGUGGAGGCAGCGGCGGAGGUGGACGAGGAGGUGGAGGUGGACAAGGCCAGGGACAGUCCCAGGGAGGCCACGGUACCCCAGGCAGCUACCCCCAGGUGGAGGGUGUCCCAUGUCCCUUCGACCUGCACCAGUACAAGACUGUAGCAGCAGGGGACAUUCAGUACAAGCCUGUCAGCGUGGCCAGCCUCGCCGCCCACAAAGACCUGUGCCUCACAGUGGCCACCUCCACCAUCCAGGUGGAGCACCUCAACUCUUAGAGCAGGUGGAGGAGGACUGAGAGAGAAGGGGAUGGAGCUAGACAGCACUAAAGCACUGGCAGAAUGCCGAGGGUUUUGUUCGGUCUUAUGGAUAGUGUUUACUCAUGCAGAUGUUCGGUAGGAUACCUCUGGGAAUGCCGUUGAGUUUUUUUUUUAAUUAUUUUCAGAGGAUUUGACAUCUCAGCGGUGAAUAGAUGGAAGGGCUUUCCAACUUCUCUGACUCCACCCUAAAGAUGACAAGCAGGCUGCCCUAGUUGUUGUUUCUACAGCUUUAAUUCAAGUGAAGCUAAAUCGAAUUCUUGGUCAAAACGUAGGCCUGUAACAAUGCAGAUUUCUCCAAUAUAAAUAAUCUUAUUUUAUCUUAUCUUAUACACGCGAGGGCUCCUCAAGACUGGUCUGGUUAUCUAGCAAGCAAUAUCAAAAUGACUUCAAGAGGUGCCUCAAAAAGGGAUGGAGUCAUAGGAUUAGAACGCUCACACAGCUUCUUGUCACAACUUUGGAAUUUUGUUGCAGUCUUGCCAGAGGAAGACCAGGCAGAGUGCAGUAGUCUUGGUGGCUGACAUCUGAAGGGGUUUUCCAUUUUCCCCUGUUAGUAUGCUCCUCUAAAGCAGAUUAGGUACAAUAACAUUUGAGCAUUUGAAUCCCGAUGCCUUUUAAAAAUUCAGGACUUUGUCUAUGCAUCAAAUUUUAACAAUUGAAAUCAAAAGGCAAAGACUGUGGAAAUGAGCUUGGAAUGGAAUCUGGACAGUGAUGGCAAGUGUGAAUGAAACUCCAAAAGAGAAGAGAAGUUUCUUCCUUUUUGUCUACAUUUUGUACACUGAGGAUCUUCCUUGAAAGGCUUCCCUUUCGAUGGCAAAAGCCAUAUCAGUGCCGAUACACUACUUAUGCUCUCUGUGAAAGUAACUUUUCAUACUUUACUACGGACUGUGCUCAAUUUAUAUCUACCUUCAGUUUUAUUAUGGUUGUUGCAUCACAUUUUUGUAAGGUCCCUGUUAUGCUUCAUGUAAAGUAUCCACAUACUUUUUUUUUUUCAUUUUAAAAAGGGAUGUAUGUCUGUUUAUUUGUGUUGCUUUUUUUGGGGGGAGGGGACAGUUUCUAAAGUAUAUAUAAAUAUAUAUACAUAUAUGUGUUUGUGUGAAUGUGUGUGUGUGUGUGUGUGUGUGUGUGAAGGGAAAGUCACCAUGUAACAUGAACAUGUUUAACAUGUUUGGGAAAAGAAAUCUGGACACCCUGUUAAUCCCUUCUAACACAGUGGGGUUGGAAUGUGAUUUGCUGGUUGGUGCUGUAUGUAAUGCUCUAGUAUUUAGUUGUCUCUUUUUAAAAAAAAAUGUAUUCUUAUUAUCACUGUUAUAUUAUGACAAAGCGUACCUACUAUUAUAUUGUACUUUAUGCACCCAGCAUAGUAGAAUGACGAACCAGAGUGUUUACCCCAUCAAAACAAUAAAAGGAUUCUCACUGUAA
Molecule: messenger RNA, 4231 nt
Organism: Alosa alosa (allis shad)
Lineage: Eukaryota; Metazoa; Chordata; Actinopteri; Clupeiformes; Clupeidae
Product: zinc finger protein 384-like
Exons: 11
Coding region: 977-2770 (597 amino acids)
Biological process (GO): central nervous system development; regulation of transcription by RNA polymerase II
Cellular component (GO): nucleus
Molecular function (GO): DNA-binding transcription factor activity, RNA polymerase II-specific; RNA polymerase II cis-regulatory region sequence-specific DNA binding
Source: RefSeq, a predicted model, not a curated record